Seriola aureovittata is the source of this 1401-nucleotide messenger RNA. RefSeq names its product steroid 5 alpha-reductase 3 (gene srd5a3). The coding region runs from base 49 to 984 and encodes 311 amino acids. The transcript has 5 exons. Gene Ontology annotation, cellular component: endoplasmic reticulum. The record is from RefSeq and is a predicted model, not a curated record. Gene Ontology annotation, molecular function: 3-oxo-5-alpha-steroid 4-dehydrogenase activity. Gene Ontology annotation, biological process: polyprenol catabolic process; dolichol-linked oligosaccharide biosynthetic process. NCBI's taxonomy places the organism in Eukaryota, Metazoa, Chordata, Actinopteri, Carangiformes, Carangidae.
CUUUUCAGUGUUGCACAAAACAAUGCACACGACCCGCAGAACUCAAAAAUGAGUUGGAGCCCGGUCGGCUCGAGUCUUAUUGACGUUUUGUGGGGUUUUCUGGCUUUGUGCUUCCUCCUGGCGUUUUGUGCUCACAAGGUGUGGAGCAGGUAUGAAGCACGUGGUCUGUACAUGUUGUUCCAGGAUCUUAUUCGAUACGGAAAAACAAAACAAAACCUCAAACGCGACGAAUGGCUGCGUGUGUUUGACGUCCCUAAAAGGUGGUUCUGGCACUUCUACGCCCUCUCUGUUUGCUGGAACGGCCUCCUCCUGCUCCUGUACCUGAACUUCAUAUUUCAGCAUCAGUCUCGCCCAUCAUGGCUGACAGGGACGUUGGAGGUCUUGACAGGUGUACCGAGCGCUGAUGGUCAGGUGCCACAGCUGUCGACUCUCCUGGUGCAGCUGCUGCUCUGGGUCCACUCCCUCAGGAGGCUGCUGGAGUGCCUGUUCGUCAGUGUCUUUUCUGGUGGGUCCAUGCAUUUGGUGCAGUACUUCUUCGGUGUGGGGUACUACAUCGUGCUGGGGUUGACGGUGCUCUGCUCAGAUCACAUGGGAAAAGGGAGUGGCCCCCUCCUCUCUCAGCUGCACUGGCUUCAUGUUGCUGGAUUCACACUUUUCAUUGCGGCCUCGCUGCUGCAGCAUCAGUCCUUGGUGCUGCUGGCCAGGCUGCGCACCGGAAAGUCAGGAGCAGUGGAGACGCUGGCUCACAGGGUGCCACAUGGAGGCGGCUUCGAGCUGGUUUCAUGCCCUCAUUACUUUGCUGAGCUGCUGAUAUACAUCUCUCUGGCCUUGGUUUUCGGAGGCCUGUCUCUAACGUGGUGGCUGGUUGUCCUUUAUGUGCUCUUCAACCAAUCACUGGCAGCACAGCUCUGCCACGACCUUUACAUCAGCAAAUACGAGUCAUACCCAAGACAGAGAAAAGCAUUUAUACCUUUUGUGUUUUGAAGAGUUGUCACCACUGUGUUUUCGGAACUGUAAACUGCUCAACAAAUGUUGGACACAUCUGAGGAGCUGGAUGUGCAGGAGUAAAACUCCCCUCUAUCAGUAGUGAUUGACAAGGUGAUCGGGACCAAGCAGCUGUCAGCUGGCAGCUCCAGCUGUGACUGUGAGGUGUAGCAGCGCUGCAGGAACAUUCCUCCACAGCAGAAGUCUCACCAGGUGAACGAUGAGCUGUUUCUUUGAGACUGAUGUGAAGAAAAGAGGAACCUCACCACUGAACAGCCGUUCAAUACAACAAGACCUUGUUUUUGUUAUAACAAUGUACGAUAUACUGAUGUAUGUCAUUACAUAUAAGAUAAGAUAUGUUGUUAAAAAUAAGCAACUUUUGAAUGUUUGUUUAAUAAAAAAAUACAUAAGGACGAA